AGACGACCGGAAGUGCUGCUCUGCCCACUUCCUUCUCCGCUCGGUGGUACCGAUGCGGAAGAGAACGGCGGCAGCGGGAUGUAUGUAGAGAUAAAAAAAAGUACACUGGUAUCGUCUUCCUGAUGCCACCAGUUCCUGGAAAGAAGCACAUUUCUUCUAUUCUGUUUAUUGGGGAACGACGAUGAGCCUCCUGCCUUCAGUAGGGGACGAGAACUGCUAUUACAUCCUGACAGAAGACUGUGCCUAUGGCAGCAAGUACUUCCAAGCUGGGAACAUGUGCUACUGCACCGAGAGGAGCUACCUGCGCAACUUUGCCGACGUGCCCCCAACUCGUUUCUUGAGAGUCAUCAUGCUGGAUGACAGCUCCACUGUCACCGUCAACGUGGAAAUCCUGCAGCCUGUGCGUGAGGAAAUGGCCGCCUUCCUCCUGAGCAUCAGCAGCCACAAUGAGCGCUUGAACUGCUUCCUGGAGAGGCUGAACCUUGAGGCUGCUCUGCAAGCCGUGCCGGGCCAGAGAGUGAUGGUGGAGGUCGACCGGCAACAUUUCCCCGGCGUCAUCCGCUACAUUGGGAGCAUUCAGAAAAGUACUUUGAAUGCGUUGACCCCAUUCUUCUUUGGAGUGGAGUUGCAGGAUGAGGGUGAAAACAGAGGGCGCAGCGAUGGAUCCUAUCUUGGCAUUGAGUAUUUCAAGUGUAAGCCCAAUUGCGGGAUCUUCCUGCCCUUCAGCAGAAUCCAGUUCAUUUCCACGCUGGAUAAUGACCACGGGAAGCAGAAGCCAAAGGUGGAUGCAGAGGAAGUGGUUCCUGUGAAAGUGGGAGAUGCCGUGAGCUUCUACGUGGACGAUGUCCGCAGAAAAGGAAUAGCAAUGGCAGUUUACAGGGAGGGAACCCAAUGGUUCGUUAAAGUUUGCCCGGAAGAAGAAGGUACAACUGACAUUUUCAGAGAGAUUCCUAUGGACUCUGUUGUGAAGGAAGACUUACAUUCCCAAAGUUUAUUUCCACCGUUUGAGUCUGACAUGGGAGUGGAACACUCAAAACAAGUGAAACAACAGAUAGGUGAGAGCGGAGAUGAGUGUGAAGGCGUGAACCCGUCCCUGGAGGUGAACUCCAUGGUCCAGAUCACCUUGGACAAAGGGAACCAAGUGUCAGGAAUCAUCCGCUGGCUGGGGUACUUGCCCCACACCAAGCACAAAAUGGCAGGAGUUGAACUGGAUGAAGAUAAAGGAGUCACUGCUGGCGAAUGGCUGGGUAAAUACUAUUUCCACUGUGCUCCCAAGCGUGGCAUCUUUGUGAAGCUGCAGUCCUGCCAGCCCGACGUUCGCUUCCAGUGCUCACGCAACUGCGACCUGAGCCUCAUAGAAUAUAGAAAGCAGGAAGAUGUUCCCCACAUUCCACUCAGUUUUCCUCCUCUAAGGAAUGAAGAAGCGGUGCACAUCCUACGAGGAAGGAUGAAGGGGAUCCAGGGCCACUGCAAUUCCUGCUACAUGGAUGCAGCACUCUUUAGCCUCUUCUCCUGUACAUCCGUGCUGGACUCCAUGCUCUUCACACCCUUCCCAUUGUGUGAUAGGAAUGUCCAGAACAUUCUGCGGGAUGAGAUCGUGAACCCUCUCCGAAAGAAUGGCUUUGUAAUGGCUAGGAGUGUGAUGCACCUGAGGGAGCAGCUAACUGAGAAGGGCCAAUGCUCAAGCUUUACCAAUGCAGAGAAAGAUCCGGAGGAGUUCCUGAACCUCAUAAUGCAUCAGGUCCUGGGAAUAGAGCCACUCUUGAGACUGCAGUCAGGAGCCCAGAAGGAACAGGACUGCUACUGCUACCAAAUAUUUAUGGACAAACAGGAGGACCUAGUGGUUCCUGAUGUGCAGCAGUUGGUGGAACACUCCUUCCUGUCUUCAGAUCUGAAGCUAGUGGAGAUCCCAUCUUGCUUCAUUAUUCAAAUGCCACGAUUUGGGAAGGAAUAUAAAAUGUUCAGCAAGAUCAUCCCUUCCUUAGAGCUGGAUAUCACCGAUCUGCUGCUGGACAGUCCCAGAGAGUGCUGUGUGUGCAGUGACGUUGCCACCUGGGAGUGUUCAAAGUGUUUCAAAGACAAAAUAUUCUCACCUACGGGUCUGAAGCAGUUCUGCAGCACCUGCUCCAAACAGGUUCACUCCCACUACCGACGCAAAACACACAAACCAACCAGGCUGCACGUCCCAGAAGAAUUUCGUCGCCGCAGCUCCCGGGGCAGCCAGGAGGUUCCUCGUGAGAAGAUGGAGCUCUUUGCAGUGCUAUGCAUUGAGACCAGCCAUUACGUCUCCUUUGUGAAAUAUGGCCCUGAGAACGAGCACUGGAUGUUCUUUGACAGCAUGGCUGACAGGCACGGUGGUGAGAAUGGCUUCAACAUCCCCACUGUAACACUGUGCCCUGAAGUUGCCAAAUACCUGGACUUGCCACUGGCCAUGCUGGCCCUGGAGCAGCCCCGAGACAUGGACGGAGUGGCCAAACGCCUCUUCUGUGAUGCCUACAUGUACAUGUACCAGAGCAAGAAGAUGGCACUGUACAAGUGAUGCUGCCUUGUGUUGGUACUUCAGAGCAGUAAUGCGAGCUUGGACUCGUCAGUACUGAAAGCAUCUAAAUCUAGUGCACUGAACGCACA
This is a messenger RNA of Tympanuchus pallidicinctus (lesser prairie-chicken), 2628 nucleotides long. RefSeq names its product ubiquitin carboxyl-terminal hydrolase CYLD-like. Gene Ontology annotation, biological process: protein K63-linked deubiquitination. Gene Ontology annotation, molecular function: K63-linked deubiquitinase activity; cysteine-type deubiquitinase activity. The transcript has 16 exons. Lineage: Eukaryota; Metazoa; Chordata; Aves; Galliformes; Phasianidae. Gene Ontology annotation, cellular component: cytosol. Bases 182 to 2539 code for a protein of 785 amino acids. The record is from RefSeq and is a predicted model, not a curated record.